Molecule: messenger RNA, 572 nt
Organism: Drosophila navojoa
Lineage: Eukaryota; Metazoa; Arthropoda; Insecta; Diptera; Drosophilidae
Source: RefSeq, a predicted model, not a curated record
UCAAACGUUUUUACAACUGAAGUUGGAUAAAGUUCAAUUGAAAUUGAUUGCGCAAGUUGAAAGAGUUUUUCAAAUGGCUGACAAAACAAGUGAUGAGCGCUUUAAAAUGUUAAACUCUAGAAAACUCGAACUACCACUGGAUGAAUAUUACAAACAGCAUGUUCGUCAAAAUCUGCCCAAUCUUAGCUCCUCUAUUAAGGGCACGAGAAACGCCAACUGUGUAUUCGAUACAAAUGUUAUGGAUCUAACAUUGGAUGAGUAUUAUGAGCAGUUUGUGCUGCCCAAGCUCAAGCUGCAGGAACAGAAAGAAUUAGCAGAGAGAAGGCGCAAACAGUUUCAACGCACCCACUUCUUUGGGCCGCGGUACUUGGAACAGCACAAGCAGAAAGCUGCGAGGGCACUACCAGAAGAUUUGAAGAGUAAAACACAAGACAAAGAACGAAAAACAAUUUAAUCGAAGCAAAAUGAGACCGAAAGAGGGGAAGAUAACAAUAUAUUUAACUGCAGUUUAAUACGAAUCGAAGACAUAAUGUGAGAGAAAGAGAAGAAGGCAGAAGGAGAAGCCAAGCGGA